AACUUUAAACAAAAUAUAUUUCAAUUAUUUCAGAACUAUUUUGGUGACGCUUGGAACGUUUUUGAUUUUAUAAUUGUGUUGGGAAGUUUUAUCGAUAUUGUAUACUCAGAAGUUAACGUUAGUAAAGGAAUGAAGGGAGGUUCCAGUAUUAUAUCAAUCAACUUUUUCCGUUUAUUCCGUGUGAUGCGAUUGGUCAAACUUCUUGCAAGAGGUGAAGGAAUAAGAACUUUACUGUGGACUUUUAUUAAAUCCUUUCAAGCACUUCCAUAUGUAGCACUUCUAAUUGUAAUGCUGUUUUUCAUUUAUGCAGUAAUCGGUAUGCAGGUAUUUGGCAAAAUUGCAAUGGAUGACGAGACUUCAAUACACAGAAACAAUAAUUUCCAAACAUUUCCUCAAGCAGUACUUGUCCUAUUCAGAUCAGCAACUGGAGAGGCUUGGCAAGACAUAAUGUUAGAUUGUUCGGCAAGACCUGGUGAAGUUAAUUGUGAUCCACAAUCUGACGAUGCUGGUUCCCCAGAAGGUUGUGGGUCGAGCAUUGCUUUUCCAUAUUUUAUCUCAUUUUAUGUGUUGUGUUCUUUCCUAAUUAUAAACUUGUUUGUUGCCGUUAUUAUGGACAAUUUUGAUUAUUUAACACGUGAUUGGUCUAUUCUUGGACCUCACCAUCUUGAUGAAUUUGUGAGACUGUGGAGCGAGUAUGAUCCUGAUGCCAAAGGAAGAAUAAAGCAUUUAGACGUGGUAACGCUAUUAAGAAAGAUUUCACCACCCUUAGGAUUUGGCAAACUUUGUCCGCAUAGAGUUGCAUGCAAGAGACUAGUGUCCAUGAACAUGCCCCUGAACAGUGACGGCACGGUAUUGUUCAACGCGACUCUUUUUGCUGUCGUCAGGACUUCUUUGAAAAUUAAAACCGAAGGAAACAUAGACGAUGCAAACGCCGAACUUAGGGCAACGAUCAGGCAAAUCUGGAAACGAACUACGCCUAAGCUACUUGAUCAAGUAGUUCCACCACCUGGUGUAGACGAUGAAGUGACUGUCGGCAAAUUCUAUGCAACUUUCCUCAUCCAGGAUUAUUUCAGAAGAUUUAAAAAACGGAAAGAAAAUGACAAUAAAUAUGUUGAUUAUGACAAUAAACGUACAACGUUGCAAGCUGGAUUGAGAACAUUGCAUGAAGCAGGACCGGAAUUAAAGCGCGCUAUAUCUGGCAAUUUAGAAGACAACGGUGAUGAUAAUCCAGAACCGAUGCAUAGGGAAUCGGAGUACGUUGAAUAAAUUGAAUCAAAUGCA
Culex pipiens pallens (northern house mosquito) is the source of this 1281-nucleotide messenger RNA. Its product is annotated as muscle calcium channel subunit alpha-1-like. Gene Ontology annotation, molecular function: high voltage-gated calcium channel activity. The record is from RefSeq and is a predicted model, not a curated record. Bases 130 to 1266 code for a protein of 378 amino acids. Gene Ontology annotation, cellular component: membrane; voltage-gated calcium channel complex. The transcript is spliced from 4 exons. Gene Ontology annotation, biological process: calcium ion import across plasma membrane. Lineage: Eukaryota; Metazoa; Arthropoda; Insecta; Diptera; Culicidae.